AUGUUCGCGCUAAUAUUGUGGUUUCUGGUCAUCACUUUCCUCCUCCAACACGCCCAGGCGGCCUCAGCUGCACAAUGGCGUGAUAGAAGUAUCUAUCAAGUUCUUAUUGACCGCUACGCGCUUCCAAACGGUUCCGAUCCUACUCUUUGCAAGCCUAGCGAGCAAACAUGGUGCGGCGGGACUUGGAAUACGCUUCGAGGGAACCUGGACUACAUUCAAGAUGCUGGAUUCACUGCGGUCUGGAUAUCGCCAGUCCAGCAAAACUGGCAAGGUGAACGGACCCCAUAUGGUGACGCCUACCAUGGAUAUUGGAUUCAAGACUCUACCCAACUCAACGACAAAUUCGGCACCUCCGAUGACUUGUUAGCUCUCAGCAAAGAAAUUCACCAGCGAGAUAUGUAUCUCAUGGUUGACGUCGUCGUUAACGAUGUCAUGGCCCUUAGUACGAAUCCGGACUAUUCGAUAUACAUGUUCAAAGAUGCUUCUUAUUAUCACACAUACUGCCCGGUCGACUAUUCCAAUACCACCUCGGAACAGCUCUGUUGGCUCGGCGACCUCAAUGUUACCCUACCCGAUCUUGACACUACCAACCCAACCGUUAUAUCCCAAUACGGCUCUUGGAUCUCUGAACUCGUUCAAACUUAUUCCAUUGACGGUCUUCGUAUUGACGCAGCCAAGCACGUCGAUGCAGACUUUUGGCCUACCUUCUGUGGAACUGAAGGUGCAUCUGGUAUAUUCUGCAUGGGUGAAGUCUUUGGUGGUCUCGACGUCGAAGAUGCAGCAGAAUGGCAGGGACCUCUUGACUCUGUCCUCAAUUAUCCAAUGUACACUGCAUUGACCCAGGCGUUUCAAAUUCCGGGUUCACUCAAUAUUUCGGCACUCACAGAUACUAUAAGCCAGAGCAAAAAACUUUACAAAGAUACCACCGUGCUGGGAAAUUUCUUGGAAAAUCAGGACUUGCCGCGAUGGGCUUCUUCCAGUGUGGAUGUCCAGACUCUAUACAACGCUAUGGCGUUCAAUUUUAUGUCGGAUGGAAUCCCGAUCGUCUACUACGGCCAAGAGCAAUACUUUUCGGGCGCUGGUGACCCUCUUAACCGAGAACCAUUAUGGCCGUCAAACUACACGAAAACGGAUGCAUACAAGUUUAUACAGACCUUGAAUCAGUUCCGGAACUAUCUCGUUAAUUCGACGGCCAACACGUCAUCCCCGUGGACUACAGCGGAGACUCAAGUGCUUACUGCGAGUCAAUACGGGAUCGCAAUCUUGAAGGGCGACGUGAUCACUGUCUUGACCAACGUCGGAAGUCCGGCUCAAAACAACACUCAUAUCGCUGUUGCCACGCCCUACGAUCGAAACACCGCUCUCACCAACAUCAUUACCUGCGAGCAAUGGGUUGUCGGCUCUCAAGGUUACAUCGAUGUAGAGUAUACCCUUGGCGGGCAGGCAGUCAUUCUGCAUCCAAGCACAAUCCUUGCUGAGAAUAAGUCUCCUGUAUGCGCUGGGCUGGUUCAAACUUCACAGGGCAUGGACGAUGAAUCGGCAACUCUAUCAAAUGCUGCAUUUAGUGUUGUGAGAAGUAACUUUUUGUGGGCUUUAGAUUCCGUCGUGACCGUGACAAGUUUGUCGAUGGUUUUGUGCUGGUGGUGGUCAUAG
Molecule: messenger RNA, 1653 nt
Organism: Lentinula edodes (shiitake mushroom)
Lineage: Eukaryota; Fungi; Basidiomycota; Agaricomycetes; Agaricales; Omphalotaceae
Product: glycoside hydrolase family 13 protein
Exons: 11
Coding region: 1-1653 (550 amino acids)
Biological process (GO): carbohydrate catabolic process
Molecular function (GO): calcium ion binding; alpha-amylase activity
Source: RefSeq, a predicted model, not a curated record